GGUGCCUAGAGCCUGGGCGGCACGGACGAGAGCAACAACGAAAGCAGGAUGGCGGACGUGCUGGAUCUUCAUGAGGCCGGGGGCGAGGACUUCGCCAUGGAUGAGGAUGGGGACGAGAGCAUCCACAAAUUGAAAGAAAAAGCAAAGAAACGGAAAGGCCGCGGUUUUGGUUCUGAAGAGGGGUCCCGAGCUCGGAUGCGUGAAGAUUAUGACAGCGUGGAGCAGGAUGGCGAUGAACCCGGACCACAACGCUCUGUUGAAGGCUGGAUUCUUUUUGUCACUGGAGUUCACGAGGAAGCCACUGAAGAAGAUAUCCAUGACAAAUUCGCAGAAUAUGGAGAAAUAAAAAAUAUCCACUUGAACCUGGACAGGCGUACAGGAUACCUGAAGGGGUAUACUCUAGUUGAGUACGAAACAUACAAGGAGGCCCAGGCUGCCAUGGAGGGACUCAAUGGCCAGGAUUUGAUGGGACAGCCCAUCAGUGUAGACUGGUGUUUUGUUCGGGGUCCACCCAAGAGCAAGAGGAGAGGUGGCCGAAGACGCAGCAGGAGUCCAGACCGGAGGCGGCGCUGACAGGUCCUCUGUUGUCCUCCUGUUCUCUGUCAAGAUUCCAUUUGACUGUGCAGCCUGGAGAAAUUGGGAUGGAACUUACUGUGUUUAUAUUUAAUUUCUUAGCCUUUGUCUGCCUUAUGUUUGAGUUGUGAAUAAAUGUCUUACUUUUAUUUUCUAUAUUUAAAAUUGUUUCUCUGCACCAACAUUGAAAGCUACAAAUUAGUUUUUACAGGAAGGCAGUAUCAGUCACUUGUGCAGGUACUCCUUGCAGGGACUGAGUUCCAUGUGAGUUUCUACAUUGGUCAUUGUUAGAUUGGAGACACUAAUUUUUUUUUUUCCUCCGGACAGCUAAAAGAUCAGGCAUAGCAGCGAGACGUGCUUAUAGUAUUAAACACUAUUUUUUCUGUUCCUAUAUAUUCUGUUCAGAGCAAAUGGAUAUUGUAGGAAUGUCUCUUUAGUUUUUCCUGCCACAUUUAUUUGUGCUUUCAUCUGUCUCAGGAGCAUUCUGCCAGACCCUCCCUCCUUGAGGACUCUGUGCCUUCUUCAGCAGCCAAGUAUGAAGGCCCCAUAGAGUAGAAGAUCCAGAGGAGUAUUGAGGAGGCCAAAGAGGAAAAGGAUGUGGCUGAGGCUGGGGGGAACUUCAGGUAGCAUGGUGGGGGAGAACCAGUACCACUGACCCAGCAGGUAAUAAGGCAUCCAGCAGAGGAAGAAGGUCAGCAAAACAAGGAAGGCAAGUUGUGGGGCCUCCAGGUGGACACGAGGGUGACUAAGAAGCCGUGGAGUGCAAAUCCACUGGCAUCUUCUGAACUGAAUAUAGGAUGAAUUGAUGGAGGAGCAGAGACAGUGAGAUGGAUCUCUCUCUUUCCACCAUUGGAAAUAAAUGCUGCAAACUCCACUCCCCUUCCCAACCUAGGACUCUCUUACCCUCUCCACAUAUGGAUUAUGACUGACAUGGUUGGAGAAAGGGUUUUCAUCGAGGUGCUGUAUUGUAUAUGAAGCCCUUAACGUUUAUCUCCAGACUUUACAGUGUCAAAGAGUAAAGUAAAAUACAGAUCACCCUCCUCCUGAAUCCUUGCCCAGCUAAUUUGACUUCAGAGGACUAGAGACUGCUUAGAUCAAAUGCAUUCAGUGAAAUGAUCAGCAUCAGAUGGUGGAGAUGAGGUGAGGUCUCACUUUGGAUUAGUCACUGAUUGCCAGGUGUCAGGGAGAGAGCUAGGUAAUCAGGCUAGAGGCAACAGCUUUGGGUGUGAGGAUUAGGGCCUGGGAUUAGAAUCUCAUCAUGGUCCCCUUUCCUUGUCUGGAACUUCAACAUACUGAUGACUAUGUGGCUAUAGCAGAUGGCCAUGGCAGUCAAUGGGUGUUGAAAGCAGCAGCAGAAGGUGAAGAGGUUAUAGGCGGUCACUUGCCAUCAAGCCUUUAAACUACCUUUGGUGACACACUGGGGGAAAGGGAAUAGGCCAACUUGGCAGAUGGUAUUGAGUAAGAACAGUUAGAGUGGAGUCCUCAGAUAAAUAGAAAUGAUUCCCCACUGCCACCCUCUUAAACAGUUGUUAUUGGCCCCCAACUUACGGUGACCCCAUGCACAACAGAAGGAAAUAUUGCCUAGUCUUGAGCCAUCCCUGUGCAUCAGUGUGAUUCAGACCUUUGUGAUCAAUAGGGUUUUUACUGGCUGAUUUUCAGUAGAUCAGCAGGCUUUCUUCCUAGUCUUAGUCUGGAAGCUCCAUAGAAACUUUAGAUCAUAGCCACACAUACACCUUCACUCAUUGACUAUUGGUGGCUAUAUGUGAUCUCCCAAUUCAUCCGUAAUCCCAUAUGAGUAGUCCUACCGUUGUCAGUUGCUGUUAUUCAUCUCUGACUCAUAGUGGCUUUAUGUGUAACGGAAACAUUGCCUGGUCCUAUACCUUCCUCGUGAUUGUUGCUAUGUUUGAGCCCUUUGUUGCAGCCACUGUGUCAGCCCACCUCAUUAAGGGUCUGCCUUUUUUGGGUGACCUUCUACCAAGUGUGAUGUCCUUCUCCAGCAGUCCGUCCCUCCUGCUGACAUGUCCAUAGUAAGUCAAACAAAGUUUCACCCUCCUUGCUUCUAAGGAACAUUUUGUCUCUACUUCCUCCAAGACUGGUUUGUCCAUUCUUCUGGCAGCCCAUAGUAUUGUCAGUAUCCUCCACCAACACAACUUCCAUAUGUCUAUUCUUUGGUCUUCCUUUUCCAUCAUCCAGUUUUCCCAUGCAUAUGAGAUGAUUGAAACUACUAUUCUUGUGUCAGUGAGCUGUGCGAUGCUGAGCAAUGGUUCAUCCUUAGUGCCCUUUUUAAAGGUUAGAAUUGUAUCUUGAAAAUCCAUCUCUUCCACUUAAUCUUGAAUAUGGAGCUGUCUAUUAAGUUUGUUAAAUCCUGAAACUCGAAUCCAACUUUUCAAAUACUGUUCUAACACCGUACUUUAUGUAAAAGAAUGCUAUCUUCACCACCUCACCAACACUUCUAGCUGAAAUGAUUUUCCUGGCAUGGCUGUGAUGAAUUCUAUGGAAAAAGAAACCUUGUAUAAAAUAGGUGGCCCUUAGAUUUCAGACCAUUUUGCAGCCACUUUGUGAAGUAUCCUUUAGUAAUAGUCUUUUGUUUAGUAACUGUAAUAGUGAAACAAUGUUAAAUAAACGUUCACAUUUUCCAAA
Loxodonta africana (African savanna elephant) is the source of this 3213-nucleotide messenger RNA. RefSeq names its product RNA binding motif protein 8A (gene RBM8A). The coding region runs from base 49 to 573 and encodes 174 amino acids. The record is from RefSeq and is a predicted model, not a curated record. NCBI's taxonomy places the organism in Eukaryota, Metazoa, Chordata, Mammalia, Proboscidea, Elephantidae. Gene Ontology annotation, cellular component: cytoplasm; nucleus; exon-exon junction complex. The transcript has 6 exons. Gene Ontology annotation, biological process: RNA splicing. Gene Ontology annotation, molecular function: mRNA binding.